Molecule: messenger RNA, 690 nt
Organism: Geodia barretti
Lineage: Eukaryota; Metazoa; Porifera; Demospongiae; Tetractinellida; Geodiidae
Source: the annotation of a GenBank genome assembly
AUGCGCCAGUUUUUCGGCCGGGGGCAAGACAUCAAUGAACUUUUCAGCUACAACCACGUGGAUGCCCAAGGAAAAGAAUGGCUUGUGGAGCAGCUUCGACAGGCGUUUGGGAGAACAGACGUUCACGCUUUCUUCGUCUACUAUACCGGGCACGGCUACGGUAGCGACGGGGCGUGGUACUUCGGGCCAGGAAGAAACAAUCGUUUAGCUCCUGCAGAUCUAUUUCGGUUGUGGCAGGAAAGUCUGUCUGGACAGAGUGGCGAGUCGGUGCUGAUCAUCAUCAGCGAUAGUUGCUAUAGCGGGCACUGGGUGGCGGCGGCUGAGAGAGCCGAAACAAAUACUGUUGCCGUGCAAUCAGCGACUGAUCAGAAAAACAAGUCGUUUGACGAUGAAAAAACCGGUGGAAUGUUCACAUACAAAGUUUACAACCGCUGCAGCCAUGUGUUUCAGUCUGUGUUCAGUGUCACUGGCUUUUUCACUGCCUUUGGCCACGGAGUGUGGAUGAUAUGCAAAGAAGCUGCCAGAUUAUUUCAAUCAACAGAAGAAAAUGCACUUUUCCCGCAAUUCUACAUGUCGGAUCAAUUCAAACAGAUCAUGAGUCGACGUGGAGGGACUAUACAACCGUGGAAGGUCAUUAACAACGGAAGAUUCCUCCUCAUUGACACAUUUGAGUGGAUCAUGUUUCGCUGA